AUGGUGGUUAUGCCGAGGUGCCGGUCACUUUCCUCAUGUUUCUCAGGGUCGCAGGAGGCUGCAUCCCAUGGCUCUCCUGAGUUAGACGAACCCUGCUCAGUCUAUGAUGUUGGUACUGAGGGUUCUGUUACAGGUGCUGAUAAGAGAAAUGCUGUUAGUGCUGAGGGCCCUGCUGUUGCAGAUGCUGAUGAGAGAGAUGUCUGUGCCUCCCAGAUAGCAGCUGCCAUUCUGGCUACAUGCAGAGAUCCUCUGACCAAGAAGGCCAAUGUAUUGAUCGAGUUCUUACUGGAGAAAUUUAAGGUGAAAAACCCCUUCACCCAGACAGAUAUCCUGAGGGUGAUCAACAGGAAGUACAAGGUGCACUUCACUGAGAUCCUCAGGAGAGUCUCUGUGCACUUGGAGUUGGUCUUUGGCCUCGAGUUAAAGGAAGUUGGUCCUAGUUCUCACUCCUACAUGCUUGUGGGCAAGCUGGGUCUCUCCACUGAGGGAAAUCUGAGUAACAAUAGUGGGUUGCCCAAGACAGGGCUCUUGAUGACCAUCUUGGGUGUGAUCUUCAUGAAGAGGAGCUGUGCCUCUGAGGAAUAUGUUUGGGAAUGCCUGAAAAUAGUGGGGAUAUAUCCUGGGAAGAGUCAUGUAAUUUUUGGGGUGCCUCGGGAGUUUAUCACCAAAGAUUUGGUAUCAGAAAAUUAUUUGGAAUACAGCCAGGUUCCUGGCAGUGACCCUCCAAGCUAUGAGUUCAGGUGGGGUCCCAGAGUCUAUGUUGAAACCACCAAGAUGAAAGUCCUGGAAGUUGUACCUAAGAUCAAUAAUACUUCCCCAAGUUUCUUCACUAGUACAUAUGAAGAGGCUAUGCUUGAUGAGGCUAAUAGAGCAGCAAGGAGAGUUACAUCUGUGCCUGGCAAUACUGUUGAUGUCAGGGAUGUUAGGGCUCAUUGCAGAUGCAUGGCUCACAGAUCCUCCCACAUUUAA
Molecule: messenger RNA, 969 nt
Organism: Onychomys torridus (southern grasshopper mouse)
Lineage: Eukaryota; Metazoa; Chordata; Mammalia; Rodentia; Cricetidae
Product: melanoma-associated antigen B1-like
Exons: 2
Coding region: 1-969 (322 amino acids)
Biological process (GO): negative regulation of transcription by RNA polymerase II
Cellular component (GO): nucleus
Source: RefSeq, a predicted model, not a curated record